AUGUCACUCUUCAAAGAGAAACAAGACUGGAACAACCUGUCUGUGCUGCAGCGCAAUCGUCUGCCCGCCCGAGCGCACUUCUACAACUACACCGACGAAGCGUCCGCACUGACGUUCAACCGUGAAAACAGUGCGCUCUACCGGACCCUGAAUGGCGCAUGGAAAUUCCACUAUGCGCUCUCACCCUUCGAAGCCCCAGACUGGGACAUAGACAACCCCGAGUUAUGGGAUGAUAUUACCGUCCCGGGGAUGUGGCAGUUGCAGGGGUAUGGACAUCCGCAGUAUACGAAUGUGAAUUAUCCAUUUCCUGUGGAUCCGCCCAAUGUACCGCUAGAGAAUGAGACGGGGUCGUACUGGAGAAAGUUCACCGUGCCCGAUUCUUGGAAUUUGGAGAAUCACAACGUGAGGUUGCGAUUUGAAGGGGUCGACAGUGCGUAUCAUGUCUGGAUCAACGGCACUCAGGUGGGAUAUAGCCAGGGGAGUCGCAACGCUGCUGAGUUCGACAUUACCAGCUUGUUGAAAGAAGAAAGAGUUGCUAUCAACACAGUUGCCGUACGCGUGUAUAAAUACUGUGAUGGGACUUACAUCGAGGAUCAGGAUCAAUGGUGGCUUUCAGGCAUUUUUCGCGAUGUAUACUUAAUCGCCUUCCCACGUGAAGGGAUAUCUGACUUUACAAUUGACACCAGUCUAGAUGAUACGUUCACGCAAGCCGAUGUUACUGCAACAAUUGAGACGCAUGGGAACGCAGAUCCGGUCACUUUCAAGCUUAUCUCGCCGGACGGAAAUCUUCUCGGUGAAACCACCGGCCGUGAUAAAGCGUUAACGAUUCAGGCCUCUGGGAAAGACCUCAAGCUUUGGUCCGCUGAGCAACCUGCCCUAUACACCGUCUUUCUAUCCUGUGGGACUCAAGUGAUUCCACAACGCAUCGGCAUUAGACGCGUCGAAGUCCGAAACGGGAACAUACUCCUUAAUGGUCAACUCAUUAUAUUCUAUGGCGUCAACCGUCACGAACACCAUCCCCUGCUUGGCCGCACAGUGCCAUACCAUUUUAUGCGGCGCGAUCUAAUUAUCAUGAAGCAGAACAAUAUCAACGCAGUCCGUACAUCCCACUACCCCAACGACCCACGCAUGUACGAGGUUGCCGACGAGCUCGGCCUGUAUAUUAUCAAUGAAGCAGACCUCGAAUGCCAUGGCUUCUAUAAGCCGGAGCGUGCUCGACUGGCAGGGACAGGGAUAACACCGGGAGUUCAGAUGACUCGAGUUGAGUUCCGCGAACAGGUGUAUGUCGAGAGUCGGCCAUGGACAUCGGAUAAUCCAGAAUGGAAGGAAGCGUACAUGGAUCGAGCGGUGCAGCUUGUCGAGCGAUAUAAAAACUCAACGUCGACGAUCAUCUGGUCUCUGGGUAACGAGGCGUUCUACGGGCAGAAUCUUGCAGCUAUGUACCACUGGACAAAGAAGCGUGAUCCGACAAGGCCGGUCCACUACGAGGCAGACCAGGAGGCUGUCACGGCCGAUUUUUAUAGCUCCAUGUAUCACACAAUAGACGAUCUGAAGGAGCGGGCAGCUAAACAUACCGAUCGUCCGUUGAUCCUCUGCGAAUAUGCCCAUGCCAUGGGAAAUGGCCCCGGUGGUUUGAAAGACUAUAUCGACAUCUUUCGCAGCGAGAAGGCACUGCAGGGUGGCUUCAUCUGGCAAUUCGCAAGUCAUGGGCUCUUGACCAAGACUGGAGAUGGAACACCGUACUACGGGUGGGGGGGGGGGGACUUUGGUGACAAGCUGAACGAUGCUGACUUUAUCAUGGAUGGGCUCCUGCGAUCUGAUCACACCCCGAGUCUGGGGAUGGCCGAGUACAAGAAGGUAAUUGAGCCGGUCACCAUAGAGGGUUUCAAUCGCGAGACAGGCGAGGUGGCACUCAGGAGUCACUAUUUCUUUUCGGACCUGUCUCACCUUGUUGGUGUCUGGAGUGUGACUGUUUGAGACAAGGAGCCCACCGAGUCGAAAUCUCUACAG
Molecule: messenger RNA, 2010 nt
Organism: Aspergillus melleus
Lineage: Eukaryota; Fungi; Ascomycota; Eurotiomycetes; Eurotiales; Aspergillaceae
Exons: 1
Coding region: 1-1977 (658 amino acids)
Biological process (GO): lactose catabolic process
Cellular component (GO): beta-galactosidase complex
Molecular function (GO): beta-galactosidase activity
Source: RefSeq, a predicted model, not a curated record